AUGGCGGAAUCACAGUGCCCAUUCCGGCAGCAAAGGUCAACGGGCAAUUUCGCUGGCGGAGGCACUCGCAACGAGGACUGGUGGCCGGAACAACUCAAGCUCAGCAUCCUUCGCCAGCAUUCGGCAUCAUCGAACCCUCUGGAUCCCGAGUUCGACUAUGCGUCUGCAUUCAAGAGCCUCGACUACGAUGCAGUCAAGAAAGACCUCGCGACUCUGAUGACAGACUCGCAGCCUUGGUGGCCGGCUGAUUUCGGCCAUUACGGCGGCCUGUUCAUCCGUAUGGCCUGGCACAGCGCUGGUACCUACCGUGUCUUUGACGGUCGUGGAGGAGGAGGACUGGGACAGCAACGAUUUGCCCCGCUGAACAGCUGGCCAGACAACGCCAGUCUGGACAAGGCCCGUCGGCUCCUAUGGCCCAUCAAGAAGAAGUAUGGAUCCAAGCUUUCUUGGGGCGACUUGAUGAUCCUGGCGGGAAAUGUUGCCUUGGAAACCAUGGGCUUCAAGACCUUUGGCUUUGGCGGUGGUCGCGUUGAUACCUGGGAAUCGGAUGAGUCUGUCUUCUGGGGUGCGGAGACGACUUGGUUUCCAUCGGGCAAUGAUGAGCGCUAUGCUGACCGUGAUAUUAACACCCGUGAGCUUCAGAAGCCGUUGGCGGCCACGCACAUGGGCUUGAUCUAUGUGAACCCCGAAGGUCCGGAUGGCAACCCUGAUCCCAUUGCGGCGGCGCGAGACAUUCGAGUCACCUUUGGUCGCAUGGGAAUGAACGACGAGGAAACCGUCGCGCUCAUUGCUGGAGGGCACUCUUUCGGCAAGACACAUGGUGCCGGGCCAGCCGACAAUGUCGACCGCGAGCCUCAUGCGGCCGACCUGUCAGAACAAGGACUCGGCUGGAGAAGUCGCUUUGGCACCGGCAGAGGUGCUGACAGCAUCACCUCUGGCAUCGAGGUGACCUGGACCAAGACACCCACCCGCUGGAACCACGACUUCCUCGAGUAUCUGUUCAAGUUUGAAUGGGAAUUGACCAAGAGCCCUGCUGGCGCCAAUCAAUGGGAGGCCAAGAAUGCCGAGGCGAUCAUCCCAGAUGCCCACGAUGUCACCAAAACCCAUCGCCCGAAGAUGCUGACCACCGAUCUAUCGCUGCGCUUCGACCCGACCUAUGAGAAGAUUUCACGACGCUUCUUGGAGAACCCAGAUCAAUUUGCAGACGCUUUCUCCCGCGCUUGGUUCAAGCUCACCCAUCGCGACAUGGGCCCCCGAGCGCGCUAUCUGGGCCCCGAGGUCCCUAAAGAAGAGCUGCUCUGGCAGGAUCCCAUCCCCCCUGUUGACCACAAACUCGUUGAUCAGGAGGAUAUUGCGAGCCUCAAGCGCACCAUCCUGGCCACUGGCCUUGACUUGUCUGACUUCAUUCGCACCGCGUGGGCCUCCGCAUCGACCUUCCGAGGCAGCGACAAGCGCGGUGGUGCUAACGGCGCACGCAUCCGUCUGUCACCACAGCGUGAGUGGGCAGUCAACCAGCAGCCCUGGCUCGAGAAGACCCUCGCUGCUCUUGAAUCCAUUCAAAAGGAAUUCAACAACUCCUCCACCGACAAGAAGGUCUCUCUCGCAGACCUCAUCGUCCUAGCUGGCUGCGCAGCCAUCGAGCAAGCCGCACAAGAAGCCGGCCACACCAUCACCGUUCCCUUCACACCCGGCCGCAUGGACGCCUCCCAAGAGCAAACCGACGUCGAAUCGUUCGGAUAUCUGGAACCCAUCGCAGACGGAUUCCGCAACUACGGCCGGUCCAACCCCCGGGUCCGCACCGAACAAUACCUCGUCGACAGGGCGCAUCUGCUCACAUUGACUGCCCCCGAGAUGACUGUCCUCGUCGGUGGCCUUCGCGCACUGAACAGUAACUACGACGGAUCGAAAUAUGGAGUGUUCACCUCUCGCCCUGGCCGCCUUACAAACGACUUCUUCGUGAAUCUGCUCGAUAUGGGUACGCAGUGGAAGGCCCAGGAUGGCAAUCUGGAUCUGUAUGAGGGGACGGACCGUGAGACUGGAGAAAGCAGGUGGACUGCCACACGGGUUGAUCUCGUCUUCGGGUCUCAUUCUGAACUGCGCGCGAUCGCAGAGGUCUAUGGCAGUGACGAUGGGGAGGAGAAGUUUGUGAAGGACUUUGUGGCUGCAUGGGAUAAGGUCAUGAAUUUGGACCGAUUUGAUUUGGCUGCUUGUCAUUUUUGA
This is a messenger RNA of Aspergillus wentii DTO 134E9, 2220 nucleotides long. RefSeq names its product catalase/peroxidase. The coding region runs from base 1 to 2220 and encodes 739 amino acids. Gene Ontology annotation, biological process: cellular response to hydrogen peroxide; hydrogen peroxide catabolic process. The transcript has a single exon. Gene Ontology annotation, molecular function: heme binding; catalase activity. Gene Ontology annotation, cellular component: cytosol. Lineage: Eukaryota; Fungi; Ascomycota; Eurotiomycetes; Eurotiales; Aspergillaceae. The record is from RefSeq and is a predicted model, not a curated record.